Pisolithus orientalis is the source of this 808-nucleotide messenger RNA. RefSeq lists its product as uncharacterized. Lineage: Eukaryota; Fungi; Basidiomycota; Agaricomycetes; Boletales; Pisolithaceae. The coding region runs from base 185 to 508 and encodes 107 amino acids. The transcript is spliced from 4 exons. The record is from RefSeq and is a predicted model, not a curated record.
AGGGAGACGUAUCUGCUACUGCCCUCGGACCCUUCCCCUGUGCGCUAGUCGGUGGUAUUCGGAAUACUUCCCGCUCUUGUCCAACGCAAAAGCUACAUCUUUGAGUCUGCGUUCUUCGCCCGCCACCCCACCAAAGAAAGUCGACGGAUAAUUUGGUCAGGUGUAGAGACGAAAGAACACUAGAAUGACGAUUACCCUUCUCGGAGCGACUUUCUGCAGCUCAUUUCUGAAUGCCUGUCGUGGUGAGACCAAACAGACCCCGUUCCAUUUCGUUCCGGGUACGCAGCCUUCUGAAUGGGGCAGAAUACAACCAAGUCAUUUAGGAGCGUCCGGAAACGCCUACCUGGACAGCGAACAAAUGAGAAGGGGAGGAGUAGCCAGGUCGGCUAAUUGGGAAGCGAUGGCAUCCGCGUCAUGGCCCUGCGAUGUGAACGCCUUAACGACUUCAUUGACCAUACGAACGUCCUGGCUGCCCGUUAUCGUCUCUUGGAAGUUGCCAGCGCCAUAGUAGUUGGCUGAUCGCGGGUGGCUGUGUAAGACCGGGCUGGAGUCUACGGACACUCUCCCGACAGCGUGGUUCAUGUGGGAAGUUGGUCGAGAUUUGCUUGACUUUCCAUAAACCCCGCCGCUGCCAACCUCGUUUCGAGUGCUUCAAUGCGUACUCCGCAUGUUCUCAUUGACCGAUUCAACUGACACCGAAUCAUCGCCGUUGCAGCAUGUCUGUCCGUCCGAAAUACACUUGCUCUGAGAGGUACAGUCGUUUCGAGUGUGUUAAAUGCGAAGGUUUCCUAGUUAAGCAAGUACGCAG